UCAGACCCAGGCGUGGUCGGCAUGCGAAUUUCCAAAUAUGCCCUCGGCGUACUCGCCACCGCACGUGCCACCGCCAUGGUUAAACCCCACUUAAACCUUUCCCCUUCCUUUCUCCGAUCGUCGACUGGCAAUAGUCAGACGAGGAGUGCCGUUAGCAAAAAACCAGUAGAGCUCUGACACUCUCCAUUGAAGACGAAGACGAAGAAGAAGGAGAAAGGAGGAGGAGGAGGAAGAAGAAGAGGAGAAGACGGUAUUGUUGUUCCAUGUAGUCGGGUGGAGGAAAUUUGUUGACCAAUUGGCCCUUAUGAAGAGGGUUUGAGCUGAAGCCAUUUCUCCGUUUCUUCACCUCGGAGCGGCUGGGGGCUCGUAUAUUUGAGCUUGCUGUCAAGAAUGUCGCGGUUGGUGGCGGGUUUGCUGCUGCUGCUGCUGCAGCUGCUGAGAGCGGGGGAGGCGGUGUCGGAUUUGGGGACGGGGCCUCAUAUAACGGACGUGAACAUACUGCUGCCUCCGAAGAUGACCCGUGCCGUGGAGUACAGGCUCCAGGGAAGCGACGGUUGCUUCAAAUGGACAUGGGAUCACCACGAUGUUUUAUCCGUUAUUCCAGAAUACAACAUAAGCAACCACUGCUCGACCAGUGCACGCUUGAGAUCUAUUGCUCCAUACAGUGGGCGGAAGGAGAGUGCUGUCUAUGCCACUGAUUUGAAUACUGGAACUGUUAUCCGCUGCAAGGUCUUUAUUGACAACUUUUCCAGAAUCCAGAUAUUCCACAGCUCUAUCAAACUUGACUUGGAUGGGCUUGCUACUCUUCGUGUCCAUGCCUUUGAUAGUGAAGAAAAUGUAUUUUCAUCCUUGGUGGGCCUGCAGUUCAUGUGGCAGCUGGCUCCUCAAACCACUGGACAGCCUCAUCAUCUUGUUCAUGUUCCUCUAAAAGUUUCUCCUCUUAGUGACUGUGGCGGAUUGUGCGGUGACUUGGAUGUGCAGAUAAAAAUUGAAGAUAGUGGGACAUAUUCAGAUUUGUUUGUGGUGAAAGGAGCAGCAAUUGGUCACGAGGUUAUCUCUGUGCAUUUGAUGGAACCAGAGCUGAAGCACCUGACUGACAAAAUUGUCCUGACAGUAGCAGAAGCUAUCUCAGUAGAACCUCCUUCACCAGUCUUUGUUCUUAUUGGGGCUGUGGUUCAUUACAGUCUUAAGGUCAUCCGUCAAAAUACUCCUCAAGCGGUCCCAUUACCUUCUCCUCACUACAGAUGGUCCGUUUUCAAUUCUUCGGUUGCCCAUGUGGACCCUACGUUGGGUGUUACUCAUGCACUGAGUUUAGGGACAACAACUAUAACUGUCGAGGAUACCAGGGUUGCUGGGCAUAAACAGGGUUCAUCCCUUCAUGUUGUCCUCCCUGACUCUAUAUGUUUGUACUUAUCCCCUUUGUCUAGCUCUGGUGAACCAAUUGAAGGAACAGAGCUUGUUGCAUCUGUUGCGCGGUGGUAUGUUGUUGCUGGCCAUCAAUAUGUCAUUCAAAUUAAGGUUUUCUCACAAGGGCCUGAUGUGCAAGAGAUCUAUAUUACUGAGAAUGAAGAUGUUGUGCUGUAUGACAACCAGUCAGAUAACUGGGAAGUUCUUUUGGUGCCUAAUGAUGUUGUGGUCAAGCAUGGUUGGCAAAAUUCUAGGAUCCUUCGAGCAACUUCUCCAGGAGUGGGAAAGUUGAUUGCUUCUUUAACAUAUUUUAGUGGAAACGACAGAGCGAAGGAGGUGCUUAAGGUUGUACAAGAAGUUAUGGUUUGUGAUCAAGUGAAAAUUGUUUUGGAGAAAAGAGAUGGUUAUUCUCAUGGCAUUGUUCUUCCGUGGGCUCCAGGCAUUCAUCAAGAGGUGCAAUUGAAGGCUACAGGAGGUUGUGCAAAGGCAUCCAUUGACUUCAAAUGGUUUUCUUCGGACAUGGACGUUUUAUCUGUAUCCACUUCAGGGGUUAUCCAAGCAAAAAAGCCUGGAAAAGCUACUAUUAAAGUAGUGUCAAUUUUCGAUCCGUUUAAUUAUGAUGAGGUGAAUGUUGAAGUUUCCACCCCGACAUCUAUGGUUAUGCUGCAAAACUUCCCUGUAGAGACCAUUGUGGGAUCACAUCUCGAAGCUGCUGUUACCUUGAAAGCAUUAAAUGGUGACUCCUUUUACAGAUGUGAUGCAUUUAAUUCCUACAUAAAGUGGAAGGCGGGUAGUGAAUUCUUCACUAUCAGCAAUGCAACAGGAGAGGCACCUAAGUUUGAUAAACUUGUGAAUACUGAUGUUCUUUCACUAGUUUCUGGUCCACCUUGUUCAUGGACCUCUAUAUAUGCUGCUGGACCGGGUCAGACUAUGUUGCAUGCAACGCUUUCAAAAGAUUAUUCUGAUCAUCUUCAGUAUGGACCCAUUGUUCUGAAAGCAUCAUCACAUAUAGCAGCAUAUGCACCACUUCUGGUAUCACAAGUCGGAGAUGGUAACCAAUUUGGUGGUUACUGGUAUGAUUUAGCCAAACAAGAAGCUGAGGCCCAGCUUGAAAAUCUAGAUAAAUUAUAUCUUGCCCCAGCAACACAUUUAGAUGUCAUGCUUCUUGGAGGACCCGAAAAAUGGGGUAGAGGAGUUGAUUUCAUUGACACCGUUCAGAGUUUUGAUCAAGAGCAUGCUUCUGUUGAAGAUGAAGUUAUUGUUCAGUUGCUCUCUAGCAAAUAUGGGAGUCUGUACAGAAUCUCUUGCCAAAAGCUGGGAAAUUUUGAACUUAUUUUCAAACGUGGGAAUCUAAUUGGCGAUGACCAUCCUCUGCCUGCAAUUGUGGAAAAAUCACUAUGGCUUGUUUGUAGUUUUCCUGCCUCAAUUGUUUUAGUUGCAGAUGAACCUGUUAAUGAGCGGAAUAUUAUCCAAUCUGCUAUCCAAGGCGAGCGUGGCCCAGGAAGAAUUCGUGCCACCCCUGUUACUGUGGCAAAUGGUCGCACAAUUCGUAUAGCUGCAGUUGGCAUUACCGAUUCGGGAGAAGCCCUAGCAAAUUCAUCAUCUCUUCAUUUGAAGUGGGAAUUGAGCAGUUGUAAUCGGCUGGCGUUUUGGGAUAUUAAUCAUGAAAGACAAAGGUCUCAAUCUGAUUGGGAACGUUUUCUGGUCUUGCAAAAUGAAACUGGAUUGUGUACUGUCCGUGCUACCGUAAUUGGAUUGGAUAAAACUACAGGAUUUCAUGUUUCCACUGCAUUGCCUGAAAGUUCACUGUAUGCCCUCACAGAUGCUUUGCGCUUGCAGCUUGUUUCAACCCUGAGGGUUUAUCCAGAUUACAUUAUGUUAUAUUCUAACCCAGAUGCUAAGGUGAAUCUGUCUAUCAGUGGUGGAAGCUGUUUUCUGGAAGCUGCUGCUAAUGAUUCUCAAGUUGUGGAAAUUAUUCAACCUCCACCUGGGUUGCAGUGUUUACAACUCUUUCUGUCCCCUCGGGGACUUGGGACUGCACUUGUAACUGUCAAUGAUAUUGGACUAGCACCUCACCUCACGGCCUCUGCUUUGGUCCGUGUUGCAGAUGUGGACUGGAUUAAAAUUACUUCAGGGGAUGAGAUAAGCCUUAUGGAAGGAACCUCAAAGUCAAUAGACCUAGUAGCGGGGACUAAUGAUGGCAGCACUUUCGACCAUUCUCAGUACACCUUCAUGAAUAUUCAUGUCCAUAUUGAGGAUCCCAUCGUUAAACUUGUACCCGAGGAUGAUUCUUCAAGUUCUGAUAAUGGACAUGUUAAGGGUCCAAGUUUUGUAAUUGCUGCGAAACAACUUGGGAUAACCAAUCUACAUGUCAGUUUUAGACAGAAGUCUGGAAACGAGCUGUUGACUCAACAGAUAAAGAUAGAAGUUUAUGCUCCACCGAUCAUUCACCCUCGUGAUAUUUUCCUUGCACCGGGAGCUUCCUAUGUGCUCACUGUCAGCGGAGGACCAACAGUUGGUGUUCACAGAGAAUAUGCUAGUUCCGAUAAUGGGAUUGCAACAGUCGACAAGUCAUCAGGACGACUUUCUGCAAUUUCACCUGGGAACGCUUCUAUAGUAGCGACAGUUUAUGGAAGCAGAAAUACAGUGGUUUGUCAGGCGCAUGGGAGAGUUAUUGUUGGGGUUCCUUCUUCAGCGAUACUAAAUGCACAAAGUGACCAGCUUGCAGUUGGCCGUGAGAUGCCUAUAUAUCCUUUUUUUCCGGAGGGCAGCUUAUUUUCUCUUUAUGGACUCUGCAAAAGCUACAAGUGGACCUUAGAGGAUGAUAAGGUUUUAGGUCUCCAACUGGCAGAGCAUGUUGACGAAAUGCAUGGGACCCAGACAUAUGUUGAUGAGAAAGAGCUUGGUUUAAUCAAUAUCCUGCAUGGAAGGUCUGCAGGCAGGACUAGUGUUGCAGUUACAUUUUCAUGUGAUUUCGUUUCUGCAUCAUACUCGGAGUCAAAGUUCUAUAGUUCAUCUCUAUCAAUAUUGGUGGUCCCUGACCCUCCUCUUGCGCUUGGAGUUCCAAUAACCUGGAUACUUCCUCCCUACUAUAUCACCUCAGGCCUUCUCCCCUCAUCUGCUGAAUCACAUGGAAAGGAGAUUCAGAAAGGAAAUAUUAUGUACUCCUUAUUGAGGAGUUGUGGGGAAAAGAGCACAAUGAUGCUGAAUGAUGCUAUGUCACUUAAGGAUGAUAGAAUUAUAACAGGAGGAAGUAAUGAUCUCGAUUGCAUUCAGGCAAAAGAUCGUACAACUGGAAGAACUGAGAUUGCUUCUUGUGUUAGGGUUACAGAGGUUGCUCAAAUACGAAUAUCAAAUACUGGGUUCUCAUUCCCUGUUGUCUAUCUCGCUCUUGGUGCUGAACUCGAACUACCAAUUACCUUCUAUGAUGUUUUAGGAAAUCCCUUUCAUGAGGCAUAUAAUGCAAUUGCUUUUGAUGCUGACAUCAACUAUCCUGAUGUUGUUUCCGUUAACAGUACAACUAGUGGCAAAGGACAUAUCCUGCUCAAGGCAGUACAUCAUGGAAGAGCUCUUCUCCGAGUUUCUGUCAGUGAUAGCCCACGAAAGGCAGAUUAUGUGCUGCUAUCAGUUGGUGCCCACAUAUAUCCUCAAAAUCCUGUCAUUCACACGGGAAGCUCGGUUAAUUUCAGUUUAGAAGGCUUUGAUGAAACCGUUUCUGGAAGGUGGAUUAGCGCCAAUGAAAGUGUCAUGUCCGUGAACAUGAAUUCUGGAAAAUCUGAGGCAGUUGGUGAAGGUAUGACUCAAGUUAUUUUUGAGUGUCCAAGCAUGAAACUGCAAACUACUGUUUCAGUUUUGAGGGGAAACAUUGUUUUUGUGGAUGCCCCUGAAGAGACGGUAACCAAUGUUCCUUUCCCCAGAGGAGGAUAUGCAUUCUCAGUGAGAUUCAGAAGUCCUUACGUCAAUGUAGUUGAAGUUCUUGGAAAAAGCAAAGGGAUCCCUUAUGACUGCUCAGUGGACCCGCCAUUCAUUGGUUAUGCAAAGCCAUGGGUGGAUCCCAAUUCCGGUAACUCAUAUUGCCUCUUCUUUCCUUACUCGCCGGAGCAUUUGGUACAUUCUUUGCCCAAGUCAAAGGGCAUGAGAUCAGAUAUUUCUAUAACAAUCAACGCUAUAUUGAGAGAAGCUAAUAAUGCCUCGGGAUCUGCAUCUGCACUCUUUAUUGGAGGGUUUUCAAUAAUAGGCAUGAGCAAGGAUGGAUUGCAUCUAAACCUGACACCAGACUCGAACAAGACUACCAUGACCAUUUUGGGUAACACAGAUGUUGAAAUCCACUGGCAAGCCCGGGAAAUGAUGAAGAUAAGUCCAACAAGAAGAGAAGAUUCCGGCAUCGGAGGUUUUGCCGAGUAUGAGGUCAAGGUGCUUAGACCCAAGAAUUUCAAGGACCAGAUCAUUAUUAGUCUUCCUGCCACGGGUCAGAGGUCGGAAAUAGAUGUUAGCUAUGAGUCUGGAGAGAAGAAGACAACAUUCGUCCGGGAAAUAAUCUCCAUUUGGUCGGGCAUUCUUGUGUCUCUUGCGAUCUUGAUAGUAACCGUAGCCAUAUUUCUCUGCAUUUUGUCCCAGCCAAACAGAAGCCCCCCGUCCAUCUCCCAGUCAACACCACAAGGAUUGGCACCUGCUACACCUAGCAGAAGCCCUGGUGGAGUUAGUACCACAAGCGAUCAGUCUCCUCGGACUCCCCAGCCUUUUGUGGACUACGUGAGGAGGACAGUAGACGAGACCCCUUAUUACAGGCGAGACGGGGCUAGGCGAAGGUUCAAUCCUCAGAAUACUUAUUAGAGACACGAUAGAUGGCCCCACUGAAUAUCGGGUUUUCCAUAAUCUCGAUACCUGCUUGUGUUGUUUUGCAUAGUCUUCAACUAUGCGGUUUUAGGGUGAAGGGGAGACAUUAGAAGAGAUAGAGAAUUGACCCGCGCGACCCGCGGAUGAAGCGAGAACAAAAUUUUAGUUUCAUGAAAUUGUGAUUCAUAUUUGAUAAAUAGGAUAUUUUACACUUUCCUUCAUAUUCUUUCCAUUAUUUACGGCUAGUUGAUUUAUAUUAUAGAGAAAUAGAUGUAGGGAUGUUUGUGGGCAGGUUUUGGGACAGUUAGAUCCUUCCCAAAUCUGAGAACUCUUCCAAACCCUUUUUAAACCCGUUUAGAAUUCAUAAGAAAAA
Messenger RNA from Punica granatum (pomegranate), 6616 nucleotides. Lineage: Eukaryota; Viridiplantae; Streptophyta; Magnoliopsida; Myrtales; Lythraceae. The record is from RefSeq and is a predicted model, not a curated record.